Messenger RNA from Lathyrus oleraceus (garden pea), 1327 nucleotides. RefSeq names its product glyceraldehyde-3-phosphate dehydrogenase GAPCP1, chloroplastic. Gene Ontology annotation, biological process: glycolytic process. NCBI's taxonomy places the organism in Eukaryota, Viridiplantae, Streptophyta, Magnoliopsida, Fabales, Fabaceae. Gene Ontology annotation, cellular component: cytosol. The transcript has 7 exons. The annotation marks the transcript as partial. The record is from RefSeq and is a predicted model, not a curated record. Gene Ontology annotation, molecular function: glyceraldehyde-3-phosphate dehydrogenase (NAD+) (phosphorylating) activity.
UGGGGAAGAGGUGCAGCUCAAAAUAUAAUUCCAAGUUCUACCGGUGCUGCAAAGGCUGUUGGAAAAGUUCUUCCCGAGCUAAAUGGAAAACUCACUGGAAUGGCCUUUCGUGUUCCUACUCCUAAUGUUUCUGUUGUGGACUUAACCUGUCGGCUUCAAAAGAAUGCCUCCUAUGAAGAUGUUAAAGCAGCAAUAAAGCACGCUUCAGAGGGACAAUUGAAGGGAAUUCUUGGAUACACAGAUGAGGAUGUUGUCUCUAAUGACUUUGUUGGUGAUUCAAGGUCGAGUAUCUUUGAUGCUAAGGCUGGGAUUGGGCUUAGUAAGUCCUUUGUGAAGCUGGUCUCGUGGUAUGACAAUGAGUGGGGUUAUAGGUAUGUGUAUAUGUAAUUACAACUAAAACUUUUACAGACUUGUGCAUACAAAUCUUAGUUUUAAAUUGCACUCCACAACUAUAAUUGCGGAUGUUGAAGUCUCAGCAACAUUAAAACUACAAUUUCCACAACUGCAAUUUAAAACCAUGCAUGUAGGACAUUUUUCAAUACUCAACUUUUUGAUUUUGAUUUUGAUAUUCAUAAGAUUGCAGACAUAUCUGAUGCCCCUCCAACAGAGGAAGAACCAGUUGAAGCCCAUUCCUACAAAGACAAACCAAGUCAAGUUUUUCACCACCCUGGCUCCUCCUCUUGCUGCUGCAUUCCUGCUUUUUUCUCCAAUUUGCGUCACUCCAGUUUCAAGUGCCCAAACCCUAGAUAUCCUAAGAGGAGCCUCAUUGUUCCGUCAAACAUGUAUUGGAUGUCACGAUGCAGGUGGAAACAUUAUACAACCAGGAUCAACUCUAUACACAAAGGAUUUACAAAGGUAAAGAAACCUGAGAACUCUCAUUGUGAAUUGCUCUCUGCCCUAAAGUGAAGGCGUGAAUCAAUGUUUCUUUCUUCUGAUGUUGCUGUACAAAAAUGGAGUUGAUAUAGAAGAAGAAAUCUACCGCGUCACAUACUAUGGCAAAGGAAGAAUGCCGGGAUUUGGUAAAGAAUGCAUGCCUCGAGGGCAGUGUACAUUUGGAGCUCGUUUGGAAGAUGAAGAUAUCAAGAUAUUGGCUGAGUUUGUCAAAUUGCAAGCUGAUAAAGGGUGGCCAAGUGUAGAAACCGAAGAAAAAUGAUUUAGUAAUUGAAAUUUCUCCUCCAUCCUGUCCUAAUUAAUUGGUACAGAGUCAUUCAUUUAAUCGAUUUAUGUACAUUAGUGUUUUUAUAGGUUUUGGAAUUUUCUUAUAACAAUUUUUAUGGUGUGUCACAAUAAUUAAAUAGAUAAAAUAACUCAUCUGAAGUGAUUUAAA